AUGAAAAUAAUCAAUUGCAUUUUCAUUUUCUUCCUCUUGCUUCAAUAUCAAUUCUUCUCACUGGGUUCUGCAGAUGUUGUUACAGUACCUCCAUUUAUAAUAAGUAAAAAAUCUAUUUUGAAAUAUUUAUCCUUAGAGAACAUCAACUUUGAUGUGCCAGCUUUAUACGUAUUUGGAGACUCUUAUGUUGAUGCGGGAAAUAAUAAUUAUGUUCAUGUCCCGCAAAUUGAAAGAAAUUAUACUCCAUAUGGAAUAGAUUUUGGUGGAAAACCUACGGGUCGUUACACCAACGGAAGAACAGUAGCGGAUUUCAUUGCUCAAAUUGUUGGCUUGCCAUUCCCUCCUCCUGUGCUAAGCUUGUCUAAGGGAGACAAGAGAAUUCCUCAAACUGGUAUAAAUUAUGCUUGCGGUUUCACUGGCAUCCUUGAAAAUUUUGGAAAACUGUUUGUAAGACACCCUAAUUUGCAUAAUUUUUUCUUUCAUAUUAUUUGUUUCUUGAAGGAGCAAGUAGAUUUGUUCGAGAGCACAACAAAAGGGUUGCAGAGUCAAUUUCAAAGCAAGGAAAGUUUUUCUAGAUACUUGUCAAAAUCACUUUUUUUUAUCAAUAGUGUUGCGUAUGACUUGGAUAUCGAGUGGGAUGGAUUGCGCUAUUUCUAUGAUGAGAACUAUUAUACUCAACUUCUCAUAAAAGACUUAUCCAAGCAUUUACAGAGAUUAUAUCAGCUUGGUGCACGUAAAAUUGUGGUGAAUAAUGCAUCUCCAAUAGGAUGUCAGCCGCAUCUAAUAAGUGGAGGUAGGAAUGGACCAGAAUGCGACUACUUAGCCAACAACCGGGCAUUGUUAUUUAACAAACGCCUGACUAAUUUAUUAAAAGACUUGCAAUCCACCCUUUCGGGAUCAAAAUUUGUUCUUGGAGAUCUAUAUAAAAUUUUUCAAGAUGUCUAUGCAUCGCCUACCUGGUAUGGAUUUACCGAUGUAAGGAGCAGUUGUUGUACUGAAAUAGAUAAAGGUUUAACUAAACCAUGUCUUGCAAAUGUAGCACCAUGCAAAGACAGAAGUAGCCAUGUUUUCUUCGACCCAAUGCACCCAAGCGAGAGUAUGCAUUUCAUAUGGGCAAGGCGUCUCUUAAAGGAUUCAUCAGUUUCUUCUCCCAUCAACUUGAUUCAGCUAAUACAAUCUUAAAUCUGACCAUGUGUCUUAUGCUUUCUUAAUGCCAACAUAACAGAAUAAAUUUCAUAGUAAGACUUGGCCCUUCAAUUUUUUUUUUCCUUUUUUCCUUUAAAGAGAAAGAAAUGCUUAAUUCAAUAAGAAGAAUUGCAUGUUGUCUUUCUUGGCAGUCCAUUGAUAAUAACAUAAAAGACCGCUUAGUUAUGUUAUUCAUGAACCAGAUCAGUAUACAUUAAUUGCUUUACCUUAAUUUUUAUUAAAAUAUCCAUUGUUGAGAAGUUCAGUCCGAGAAAGCAUAAAAAGCGUAAAAAGUGUUUACUUUUAAUUUUUUAUUAAAAAGUGUUGCAAGUCUCCUUGUUGACAAGACAGGCUGGGGAUUGGGUGAAGAAUUUCAGUGGGGUAUGAAGACUUUAAAGUGUCAAACCAGUCAUUUGGUUUUCAGAUUGAAGAGUAGAUAGCUAAUUGGUUUGUUCAGAUGAUGCAGUUGUCUUUUUUCUUUUGGUUUUGUAACCUGUCAUGGUACAACUCCAUUGCUCUUUGU
Durio zibethinus is the source of this 1708-nucleotide messenger RNA. Lineage: Eukaryota; Viridiplantae; Streptophyta; Magnoliopsida; Malvales; Malvaceae. The record is from RefSeq and is a predicted model, not a curated record.